Molecule: messenger RNA, 990 nt
Organism: Kalmanozyma brasiliensis GHG001
Lineage: Eukaryota; Fungi; Basidiomycota; Ustilaginomycetes; Ustilaginales
Product: Autophagy-related protein 27
Exons: 1
Coding region: 1-990 (329 amino acids)
Source: RefSeq, a predicted model, not a curated record
AUGUCGACCUCUCACGCAGCACCUCGCAGACCGCGUGCCAGGCGAGACAUAGCUCUGCUUGCAGCUUCGCUUCUGUUGCUGAUACAGAGCACAGGCCUGGUGGCCGCUUCCAAGCAGACGCUGUCGCCAUUCGACUGCAGCAACGUUGCUGUCUCGUCGAAGCAGUCGUUCGAUCUCUCUAAGAUCGCUUAUCCGAUCCGCACCUCGAAUCAGGAAUCGACACCGCCAUCAGAGACGCGCACCUCCAUCGAUAUUGACCUCUGCAAGCCGCUUGAGGCCAACUCGGAACGCGACGAGAAGGAUCAGUGCCCACGCGGUACCAGGAUAUGCAUCACCAUCGAGACCAUCAAGGACGGCAAGGCCAUCGUCACGCAGGCGAUUCCAGUCGCCUACUCUGGCGAGUCCGGUGGCAGCAAGAUCGAUGCCAAGGUCGAGUGGGGCCAAGGACUGGAAGGAGGAGAGAAGAGCAUCGAGCUUGUGCUGCCUGGAGCUACCUACGCUGGACGAGAACAGAAGGCAGAGCUUGAGCUUGUCUGCGAUCCCAAGGCCGACGCUGACUCGCAUCCCACGGCAAGGAGCUACGAUCGAGCGGACGGAGAGCUCAAGCUCCGAUGGCCAACAAAGUUUGCGUGCUCGUCAACCGCAUCCAAACCAGGCAGCGGUGGUGACAGUCCGUCUCAGGGCGGAGGCUCCGACAGUGAUGACGACGGAAGCAGUGGGUCAAAAGCAUCAAGUGGGUGGGGCUUCUUCAAUUGGCUGUUCUUCCUCCUCUUUUCUGGCUUUGCCGUCUACAUGGGCGUGGGAAUGUACAACAACUACAACAAUUACGGAGCCAGCGGAUGGGACCUCGUACCGCACAAAGAUUUCUGGAGGGAGUCGCCUUACAUUGCUCGCGACGCUGCCACGCAUGUCUGGGGAACGGUAUCCGGCAAUCGUGGAGGAGGCGGCUACGGCGGCUCGGGUGGACGCGGAGCCUACGAGCCGAUCUGA